UCAUUCUGCCGUUGCCCACUCCCGCUGUAGCAGCGGUGCGUUCGGAGAGAAGCGUGUGGUGGAGGAGGGAAAAAAAGAAGGGGGGAGGAAAAGCAGGACAUUAGGGAAGGGAGCGCCUGGGCAGCACUGCAACAGCUGCAGCGGGAGGAAAGAGAGACGGAGCAAAGGAAGGAAGGAAGGAAGAAGAAGAGGAGGUUGCAGGAAGUCUUUUUUCAUGCAGGUUUUCUUUGUGCCCUGAACAAGGUCGCAGUGUGGAACCACAUUUUUCUCCCUUGCCCGCUGAUGCUCGUCUCUCCGGUCCCAUGCAGGAGGCAUGCUUGGAAAUAGUGUGAAAGGCAGGGAAGGAGAUUUCAAGAUGGAUAGCUCCAAAGCAUACAGCCAAGCAGAUGGCAAAGGACUUGGCUUUGGGGCCAAGAGGGCCAAAUCUGGGGCACCUCAGAGUACCCAGCGGGGUGAACUCAAGGUUUACCGGGCGGGUAGCUCCGAGGGCAGGCUGCCAGGUGGGUCCGGCCUUCGCAAGCAGAGGUCCAUGACCAACCUGGCCGUGCUCACCGACGCCGAGAAGAAGUUGCACCUUUACGAGCCCAAGUGGAGCGAUGACAUGGCCAAGACCGGGGCGGGCGCCCCGAGGAAGACAGGCAAGCCGGCAGGCAAGGCGGCGGGUCGUGGUGCACCACUUUCUCGCAACCUCUCCAAGUCAGAACACUCUCUUUUCCAAGGCAAACCCAAGCCCUUCGCCCCUUUGGCAGCUCCCUCAGCUCCCGGCAAGCAAAGCCGGAUCCCUCGCGCUCCGUAUGCAGAGGUGAAGCCCCUCAGCAAAGCCCCCGAAGACGGAAGGUCGGAUGACGAAAUCCUCUCCAGCAAGGCCAAAACUGCCACCAAGAAGCCGGGAGGUGGAGGGGAUUCUGGCUCCAAGGGCCAGGGGGAAGAAGGUGGGGACAAACCCUUCCUGAAGGUGGACCCCGAGCUUGUAGUGACAGUGCUGGGCGACCUGGAGCAGCUGCUCUUCAGCCAGAUGUUAGAUCCUGAGUCGCAGAGGAAACGUACGGUGCAGAACGUCCUCGACCUCCGGCAGAAUUUGGAGGACACCAUGUCGAGUCUGCGGGGCUCUCAGCUCAGCCACAGCUGUGCGGACAGCAGCAAUGUGGGCUACGACAGCGACGACACCAACGCCCGCAGCAUGUCCAGCCUGUCCAACCGCUCCUCGCCGCUGUCGUGGCGUCACGGGCAAGCCAGCCCUCGCCUCCAGGCGGGCGACGCCCCGUCCUCGGCGGCGGGUGGAUACCAGGGGGCCAAGACCGUCUCGCCGUACGUCGCCCAAACCAUGCCGGCUCGCUGCUCGGGCAGGCUGAGCGGGACAUCGCGCGUGGAUCUUCUGGACGACGGAGACCUCAAGUCUGGUUACCUGAGCGACAGCGACCUUCUAGGGAAGAGCCUCCCGGAUGACGAAGACAACCUCACUAAUGGCUGGGAUGAAAGCAGCUCCAUCAGCAGCGGGCUCAGUGACGGCGACGGCGAGGUUUCGGACAACCUUAGCUCCGAGGAGUUCAACGCCAGCUCGUCGCUCAACUCGCUCCCGAACACACCGCUGGGAUCCAGACGCAACUCUUCCGUCAUGCUGCGCACCGACGCUGAGAAGCGCUCCCUGGUGGAAAGUGGACUCUCCUGGUACAGCGAGGAUGGCAAGGCGGGCCACAAGGUGGACGCGUGCGGGUACGACACGGGCAGUCUCAAGACGGAAGCGCAGAGCAAGUGGAGGAAGAAGCCGCCCAGUCUGAGCGAUGAGCUGAGCGUCAAGGGCGAAACAAGGAAACCUCAGAGUUUGGGCGCACCGGGGAGCUUUAAGAAGAGUCGAAAUCCUCCAGUGGGGGUCACCUCCCCCAUCACCCAUACAUCGCAGAGCAUGCUGAGAGUGGCAGCGCCAAAAAAUGACAAGCCACAGGAUAAAUCCAAGAUUUCCAUCAAGACGGCGGGUCUGCAACGGUCACGUUCUGACGCCGGCCGGGAUCAUCACAUGGAGCCCCGAAAGCCACCGUCGGGUUUAGUCAAACCCACGACCAGAGCCUCCUUUGGCUACAAGAGACCGCCUGCAGCCACUGGUACUGCCACAGUGCUGACAGCAGGGGGUGCCACCAUCUCCAGUGGCUCUGCUACUGUGGGGAAAACUCCCAAGUCCUCAGGCAUGUCAAUGAAGCCAGUAGGGUCAGGAGCGCCUUCUGGACGUAAGAACAGCUUUGAUGCCAGUGGCGAGCCGAGCUUCCUGGGGCCCAGUGCCCGGAACAGCAUCCAGUACCGCAGCCUGCCUCGACCCGCCAAGUCCAGCACGCUCAGCGUCAUCGGUCGUCCCGCGUCCCGACCCGUCAGUGGUACUAUAGACACGAGUCUGCUGUCCAUGAAGCCCGUCAGCAUGACCGACCGGGAGAAGGAGAAGGCCAGGGCCAAAGCCGUGUGCGCUGACAUGGACAUGGACUGUGCUUCCCUGAAAGGAGAUCAGGUUUCGUCCGAGUCCUCGCGAGAAUCCGUCGUGAAACUGCACGGCCUGAGACGAACCAGCAGCAGCAAAUAUCCCGAACUGUCGUCGCCCACCACACCGAGGAUGUUAGUCAAGUCUUUGGGACGUCCACCCAGCUUGGCUCACUUGGACAAGGUCAACUCCAACAGCCUGGACUCCUGCGUGACAAUUCAGGACCUCCCUCCCAAAGUCCCCCCUUACUCCAAGCUCCAGGACCUAGUUUCCUCCCACUCAGCAGCCCGCCUAACCCCCAGCCCGGCGCCCGUGCUGCACAUCGACUCGCCCGGCUCGUACACCGGCGACAGCCUCGGGGGGUCGCCUCUGCUGUAUCCCAAACUGUCAACCAUGCACCGCAGUAUGGAGUCGCUGCCCCUGCAGAUGAGCGUGCCCCCUCGAUCCAGGUUUAGCGCCAAUGAGUCACAGGAUAAGGAACGAGGCGCGGGGACGUGGGGUGCUGGGAGCAGGACGUCCCUCAACCUCUCAGAAGGGUUGCAGACAGAUAGGAACACCUUGCCAAAGAAAGGCUUAGAACGCUGCAGCUCAAGCCUGUCAGAGAGUGAGGGCAUGAAACCGGGACGACGCCACUCGCAUAACGCGGCGUCCGAGCGCAAUAGCCCGCCUCAGCUGCCGUCGCCCACCCGUCCGCUCCACCUCCUGUCCGCCACCAAAGCGCCUCUCACCAACGUGGUUGCCCCAAUUUCUUCUUUGGGCACCCCGAGGAUAUCGCGCUCCAACAGCAUCGGGCCCCCCGGUGACUGCGAGCUCUACGGCUCCCCCCCGCUUGGCAGCCCCAUGUCGCUGGCGGAGCGGCCCAAAAGCAUGAUGCGCUCCGGCUCUUUCCGUGAGCAGGCGGACGAUGUGCACGGCUCUGUGCUCUCUUUAGCUUCCAAUGCUUCAUCCAACUACUCCUCCUCGCAAAUCCGCAAACUGCGCCGCGAGCUGGAAUCCUCGCAGGAGAAGGUCGCCGACUUGACCAUGCAGCUGUCUGCCAACGCUAACCUGGUCGCAGCUUUUGAACAGAGCCUGGCACUGAUGACAUCUCGCCUGCAGACCUUGUCUGUUUGCUCUGAACAGAAGGAUUCCGAGUUGAAUGACCUGAGGGACACCAUCGAGAUUCUGAAGACUAAGAACACCGAGGCCCAUGACAUCAUUCAGGAUGCUCUCAAUAAUUCCGAAAUCGUAUCUAAAGAACUGCAGAUAAAUCGUCAGAACUCAUCGGAAAGCCUCUCCAGCCUCGCCAGCACCAUCAGCCACUCGAGCAUGGGCAGUCUCAAGGAACAGGAGGCCAAGAAGAAGAAGAAGAAAAGCUGGUUACGCAGCUCAUUCAACAAGGCUUUCAGCAAGAAGGGCUCUAAGCCAACAGAGCCCUAUGCCGACAUUGAGGAAAUCGCCACCCCAGAGUCGUCGGCACCACCGUCGCCCAAAGUCCACCGUGAUGGGGCUGACUCUCCGCCAUCGUCCAUGAAAGACUCAGCCUCUGCUUCAACAUCCGGGCUCUGUGAGGAAAGCGAGGUGGCGGAUGAUAAGGUUGUGUUGGACCUUCGCUCAGAAUUGUGGGAGAAGGAGCGGAAACUUACUGACAUCCGGCUGGAGGCUUUAACCUCAGCCCAUCAGCUGGAGCAGUUGCAGGAGACAAUGACCAACAUGCAGAGGACUGUGGAAAAUCUCAAGGUGGAAAACGACCAACUGAAGACAAGCAGCCUGUCCCCCUGUCCAUCUCCCGGACCCUCCAGCUCCAUUUCCCAGUCCUCGGGUCUCACAUCUCUCGCCAACUUGUCACCGCGACAUUCCCUCACAGUGAACGAGGCCAGAAGAACCAGCACAGAUUCCAUGGAUUACGCAAACCUGUCUUCGCAGCGAGACGACCACCGUGUCAGGGUGGUGGUUUGCGUUGCAGAUUUGCACGUCUUCAAAGAUCAGGAGGUGAAACAGCAGGACUUCUUCCUGGGUACCGUCAGAGUCAACGGCAGGAUGGACUGGCCCAUGCUGGACUCUGCCGUCAGCCAGGCCUUUAAGGUUUACGUUGCCAAGGUGGACCCCACCUACAGUCUCGGCCUGUCGACGGACUCCAUCUACAGCUACAGCAUGGGUCACAUCAAGAGGGUGCUGGGCGGAGACGCUCCAGAGACGCAGCCCUCUCGCUGCAUGUCCCGAGGGCCCACCAGCAUCACUGUGGCGCUCAAAGGUUUAAAGGAAAAGUGUGUGGAUAGCCUCGUCUUCGAGACCCUAAUACCCAAACCCAUGAUGCAACACUACAUCAGCCUGCUGCUCAAACACCGCAGACUCAUCCUAUCCGGACCAAGCGGAACAGGCAAGACCUACCUGACCUCGCGGCUGGCCGAGUACCUGGUGGACCGCAGUGCCCGUGAAGUCUCCGACGGCAUCGUGGUGACCUUCAACAUGCAUCGUCAGUCAUGCAAGGAUCUGCAGCUGUAUCUUUCAAACUUGGCCAAUCAAAUAGACCGAGAAACCAGCUCUUCCGAAAACCCUCUGGUCAUUAUCGUGGACGAUAUUCACGAUCCGGCUUCCGUCAGCGAACUAGUCAACGGAGCGCUGACGUGCAAAUACCACAAAUGCCCGUACAUCAUCGGAACGAGCAAUCAGCCAGUGAAGAUGACGGCAAACCACAGCCUGCAUCUCAGCUUCAGGAUGGUGAUCUUCUCCAACAACGUGGAGCCAGCCAAUGGCUUCCUGGUGCGCUAUUUGCACAGGAAGCUGAUGGAGUCAGAGGACGAGCAGAACCUGACCAAUGAGGAUCUGGUCCGGGUGCUGGACUGGGUUCCCAAACUGUGGUAUCACCUGCAUACCUUCCUGGAGAAGCACAGCACGUCGGACUUUCUCAUUGGCCCGUGCUUUUUCCUGUCCUGUCCAGUCACUGUAGAUGAGUUCCGGUCAUGGUUCAUUGACCUUUGGAACCAUUCUAUUAUUCCUUACUUGCAAGAGGGAGCCAAGGAUGGCAUCAAGUUCCACGGCCAGAAAGCGGUGUGGGAGGACCCCGUGGAGUGGGUGAGGGGCACGUUGCCUUGGCCUUCCGCCCAACAGGACCAGGCCAAGCUGUUCCACCUUCCUCCCCCGAGCAUCGGCUCCAGUAGUCCCGGUCAAGCCGGCGAGGAGAAGUCUCGCAAGGAGACUACACCCAGCUCAGUGGAAUCUGAUCCGCUGAUGGCAAUGCUUUUGAAACUCCAAGAGGCUGCCAAUUACAUCGAAUCUCCAGACAAGGACGACCCCAGCCUGCCAAGACUGUGAACAAGCUUACACUUAAAAAAAAAACUCCGCACUUCAUAUGAAAAAAAAGUCAUUGUUACUCGUCUGCUGUAAGGACAAUGUACUGUGCAUUAGGGAACCCUCAGAAAAAAAGAAAAAGGUUGUAGGGUGAUUUUGAAGCAUCAUUCCUACAAUGAAAAGUUGAAAGUGAAAAUCAUGCAGAAUUUUUAAGAAAGUAUAGGUGGACUUAAACAAAACACAUAUAUAAAGGAGGUCCUCGCUUUACGACGGCAUUCCGGCCUACGACAGCGACGUAACCCAGAUGUCGACAUAAAUCCAAAUGCAUUGGAGUCUACCACUAACCUUGUUCAAUUGGAAUUGGUAUUUAAAGACCCUUUAAAAUGAAUUGAGAGAUUUGUUUCUAAAUACUAUACCUUGGACGAUAAUUGCUGAAAAUGUGCAAGAAUAUGAUGUACUCAAUUAUGGAAAUAUAGCAUCAAAUUGCUUUUACCAUUUCAGUUUUCCUGAUUUUUGGGGCGUGGCUAAAACAGCCCCGGUGACACACUUAGUCGCCAGUUCCAUCUCCCCCACAAUAUAAUAACUUAACCGCCUUCGUUCACAUGACUCGUUAUGCAGCGCAAUUGUGAGUUACCUAGCUAUUAUUACUAAGAUAGCUGGUGGCUAGUGCCUCCCAUUGCGACGAGGAAAACAACCCGGAAGGAUGUAUAGCAGCCACCGCAUGGUUUAAAUGGACAUACUUUUGCGGCUCAAACAUAUAUGUAGGCAUAAGAAAGGUGCUAGACCAUUUUUCAGCAGGGCCUGUUUCCACACAUUUAGCGGAAACAAAGAGAACGGCUUGAUUUUUCACAAUUUUAUCACUACAUACUUUUUUACGUUUUUGUUUUUUUUAAUCUUUCAAAUUUGGCAGGGUUGUUAAAAACACUCUUCUAUGGUGUGUCAAAUUUGGAAAAGCGUUUGUUCUCACUUUAAGUUCACCUGUAAAGGUUACAGUGCUUUUUAGAGUCAUCCUGAAAUUCCCUAAAGCCCAAUAUCUGUAAAUGCGGCGGUAACUGAACUCUUGCGCCAGGAGCAGCAUUUAUUUUUUUUUUGCCGCUGUGCCGUUUGUAACCUUUUGUACAAUAUGUCGGGACCGCCGUAAACCGAGGACCCCCUGUAUUUACACAAUUCCUUUCAGGUCCCUUGACCACCUCUUUCCCUCAGUCCUCUUCUUAGAUUGGUGCUAAAAGUUAAAAAAAAUAAUUUAAAAAAACACUUCAGGUGAUGUCCUAACCAUCACACCCUGCGCAGCAUAACGCAGGGAUCAGUGUGCUCGUCCACCGAUGCUGUUCUCAAAAGUAAAAUAAAUAAAUAAAUAAAUAAAUAAAAAUAAAAAAAGUAUGACAGCACAAUGGAAGUUGCUGAAGUUCAUAUCUGCUGCAUCCGUCUCUUAAAGCCAAAUGUUACACAUUAUGCAAUCCCCUGACUUUCCAACUUGAUCAGGUGAAAAAAAACCAACAAAGAUGCCUUAAAGAAGAAAAAAACAAUUACUGGUGCUUAUGUCAGCUUAGCUCCUUAUGAGCAGGUUUCGAUGGCCUUUCAUUUUCUGCCGCUACUUCUGACUUUGAACUUGCACGUCCAUAUUCACAAACUGGAAAAUGUUGCUGUCAUACUUUUUUUCCCCCACCCCUCUCUCUGCAACUGUUCUAGCACUUUUUUAUUUGAGCUGCUUUAACCUUGAAACACACACAAAUAUCACCACUGCUGCCAUGUACAGUAUAGCAGGUAUUACGUUCACAAUUACUCCACCAGCAGGAGGAGAAUGAUGAUACACUUUGACUCCACUUCCUUAAAAACUCGACGCGAGGAAUAUUAGCGCCACACAGAAUACGGGUGCAUCUUACUAAAAGAGAAUAUCGGAGGAAAACUCAUUUCAGUGCAUCAAUUCAAAAAUAAAAAUUCAGAUUGUAAACAGAUUCACAACACACGAUGUGAAAUAUUUAAUUUUUUAAUCAUUUUGAGGAUUAUGGCUUACAGUUAAGGAAAACCACAAAUUUACCAUCUCAAGAAUUACAUAAGAAACAAUCAACUUGAUUUUUAUUGGAGAAUUUAGGUAGGUAGGUUUUGCCAUGUGUUAAAUUAAUCCAUAUAACUAUACAACAACAACAAAAUCCAAUCUUUGUCGCAAACAUUACUGGUAUUUUAUCCCAGUCCAUGCUGUUCAGGCAAACAUUGGUAGAAGGACUUUUAAAACCUAUUACUGCUCAACAUUCCAAAAGACUGUUCAACAAUGCAUUGGUUUGGAUUGCUCAUUAAGUCUCCCGACAACAACUGAUAAAAAUAGAACAAAUCUGUUCUAGCAAUCCUAUUUUUGUCGUUAUAAAACUUUUGAAAACACGAGACCUGUUGUUUUAACUUGCAAUUCACCAUAAACAAGGCAAUGGUUUUGUUUCGAAACAAGUAUCUAAAAGUUAAAUACAGCUGAAUUGUACUUAACAAAAGUUCUAUACUGGAUUUAUUUUUUUUUUUUUAAGCCACUAUAACAUUAUGCACAUUUUGAACAUUGAAUUCAGUGUUUGUUUGUGUACCACGAGUGACCACUGACCUACAUCUAUGAUUUUUGUCCUUUCUGUGCGGCGCUAAUAUGCCUUCAUAAGCGGUCGAGUUUCUUACAAACCGAAUAAUCACUCGCGUAUGUGAAACCCGAAAACAUUAUUCCGAAUCAUGUCCGCAGGUGCGAACGAUUGUAAGACAAAGGUCAUAACGGAAGCAAAGACGAGUAUAAAACAUGUAGCAAAGUUACUUAGCUAAUAAUGAGAGCGAAAGCCAAGGUGAAUGACUUUAAAGCUACCUACACCCACUUCAUUGUCCAUUCACGUCAUAAACCUCACCAGGAAAAGCUUAAAAUCAAAUGUUGCAUAGUAUCGACAUUUUCGUAGGUUUGGUGCUUUUACCGUUGUUCGCUGUCGAAGAUCACGCAACGAUUCAGGGUAGGUUGGCCAGAUUGUUGACGUUAAAUAGAUUUUGAGAGUAACUUUUUAUAUAUAUAUAUAUAUAUAUAUAUAUAUAUAAACAAGUGGCGUCACGUGAGACAUUGUACCAUGUAUAUGACCAUAUCCGUGUUACGGUAUUGGUGGAUUGCUCCAGAGUCAGAAUGAUUUAACACUUUGGAAGGUGCUUCAUGUAUUUAUUUUGUGUGUGUGUAAAAUAUACAUAGAUUGUCCCUAAAAUAGUAAAUGACUGUAUUACAUCAAGCGGGGUACACACAUAGCGAUUUUUAACAGCGCAAAUGAUUUUUUUUAAAAUGUGACCGAUGCCACACUUGACCAGGAUGCACUCAAGUGGACCAACACAGCACACCGCACACAUCGACAUCGACAAUCGUGUACGUCAAGCCCCAAACCAGAUGUCUGUCGUAGUACCAAGACCGACCUGUGUGAGGCAGCAUUGUGCCACAGACCAUCCAGACUGCUGAUAAAUACAGCAAAGUACAAAGAGUAGUAAUAGAAGAAGAAAUAGAAAAAGGUUUUUCUUUUGUAAAUUUUGAACAGGUUUUGACAUUUGUUGUUAGCCUCAUAGCAUAAUUGCUGAAGCCAUUUUAAUCUUGCUGUUACCAAAUCAAUGAAAAAUAUUUAGGACUUGCUAAAAAAAUAUAUUGUUUUUUUCUCGUUUUUUUUUUUUUAAACGUUUAAAUAGGAUUUAGGCAAUUACGCUACUAGGCUAGCGAUCUAUAUUUGCCAGCCCUGACCAAUUUUCAAGCUGAUCGGGAGAAGGAAAUAUAUAUAUAUCAUUGACAUAAUUGAUUAAUCAAAGUCAACUCAACUAUCAUCACCUUAGCGUCGACUACAAAAAAAUAUGAAGUCGUUCAAUCCCUAUUUGGCACACCCCACACCAUAGGAUAAUCACCUAGGAUAAUCUUUAAAAGACAUGCGAUAAGUGGGCGUAUGCUGACUUUGAUUGGAAAAAGGCUGAAAUUUGACCCGAUUAUCGAUAUGCGUGUACUCUGCUUUAAGGAUGUGGUGUUGAAUGAACUUCAUAUGUACUUCAAUCCUGUUAAUGAAUGUCCAGCCACUUUAACGUGACACGAUAAAUUAUACGUAAAGUUAAAACGGUCGCUUGGUUGCGACUAGCCGACUCUGAUUGGUCAACCUAGCUUUCCAAGUGAAUACAAAGAUGAGUUUCACACACACAAAAAAAAAAAAAAAAGGGGUUAGAUCAAAUUCUUUGUAAAUAUGUAAGCCCUGUACUCUAUUUUCUGGAACGUUUCAUCUCAUGGACUGGUUGUUGUGCUUGUCACUGUGUAGUAGCCGUGACUUCAGUUUUGUAUUGGGACUAUACAGCAACUUCUACUUGGGUUUUUGACAAUGUCGAAUGUUCCAGUUCUUAGAUCGUGAGCGAAGGCAUAACCCGGUAAGCCUUAAAACGGUGGUUUCGGGAAGGGCGUUAUGUUGGAAACAGGGUAAAAAGACCUAGUUUGAAAUAAUGGUCAAGCUCUCCACUUCAAAUUGAACCUUAAAUUCCAAAACGGUUGGAAAAAGCAAUUCGAAUGGGUGUAGCCCAGAAAACUAAAUGGAGGCCAUUACAGGUUGCUGGAUAGUCAUAUUUUUUGGAGAAAGUCGGAGAAAAAAAAGAUGUUAUGAGCUAUCUUGAAAUGUUCAAGGUUUUUCUUUCUAAAUGCAUGUAAACUCGCCGUGUGACAAAUAGGAAGAUAAUUUGUUUUCUUUUUACGACUCCGAUAUUUGAUAAUUCCUCUUCUUUUCUAAGAAUCCUUUAUAAAGGUUAAGUUCUCUAUUUUGUACGAAAUGUCGUUGUAAAGAUUGUAAAUACGGCAGCGUUCUGGAUGCUCGGCAAAGAAAAGAGUUCCGAGUCGAGUUCCGAUAAAACCGCGGAUAGGUUUAACGAAAAGCGCUAGGCAGCCUCCAUACAGUAAAUCCACCCACCGUACAACCAACCACUGUUUGUUCAAAUCAAUAAAGUACAUGUUAUAUUUCA
This is a messenger RNA of Phyllopteryx taeniolatus (common seadragon), 10705 nucleotides long. RefSeq names its product neuron navigator 1-like. Gene Ontology annotation, molecular function: ATP hydrolysis activity. Lineage: Eukaryota; Metazoa; Chordata; Actinopteri; Syngnathiformes; Syngnathidae. The record is from RefSeq and is a predicted model, not a curated record. Gene Ontology annotation, cellular component: microtubule cytoskeleton; axon initial segment. Gene Ontology annotation, biological process: neurogenesis; microtubule bundle formation; nervous system development.